Oryctolagus cuniculus (rabbit) is the source of this 552-nucleotide messenger RNA. The record is from RefSeq and is a predicted model, not a curated record. Lineage: Eukaryota; Metazoa; Chordata; Mammalia; Lagomorpha; Leporidae.
UGUAUGCACCUGCAUAACCCUGCACGUUCCACUGUGGUUGUGUCCUAGGGUUUUUCCCAGACUCUGAAAAUGUUUCCUUGGAUUUUUCUGUUGCUUUUUCUGCAGCUAUAUCUCCUUGUGAUUUGUCAGGAUGGUCCCAAGUGCUAUUCCAAGAUUGAACGGAGUUUUUACAAGGAUGGAGACAUUGAGAUUGCUUCCUUUUUCCCCAUUUACAUACACCUCGUUAACAGAAUCAUGAAUAUUUUCCAAAGAGAUCUCACAUUCAUCCGGUUUCAAUCCAAAAACUACCAAUAUGUUCUGGCCUUGGUUUUUGCUAUUGAGGAGAUCAACAAGAACACCCAUCUUUUACCCAACAUGACAUUGGGAUUUGAUCUCUAUAAUGUCAUGCACAGUGACAUGAUGGUGAUGAAGAAUCCCUUCAUCUGGCUUGCGGGAAUGGAAAAGCAUGUUCCCAAUUACACGUGUAGGAAACAGAGCAAGUCUGUAGCCAUAAUAUCAGGAACAAGCAUUGCUGCUCAAAUGGGGACACUCCUGGAACUCUACAAAAUUCCA